UGUGUGAAAGAAGGAGAGACGGUUAGAGAAAAAGAAGAAAAAUGGCUGGUAGCUUUUGUUUGUAAGUCAAUGUGUGAUGAUGGCUUUGUAUGCUUUAAAUAGAGAGAUAAAUUAGCUGGUUUGGUUGAAAGGAUGUAGAAAAAUCGUUAGGUUUGUGACCCCCUUCCCUCACCCCUAUUUUUUAAAAAUUUUUAAAAAAUUUUCAAAAAUUUUUGAAAAAUUUUUGGAAUUUUUUUUUAUUUUUUCAGGACGAGAAUUAAUAUGAAUUGUUAAUUUAUUAUUAUUUUGUGUUUAUUUUAUGGCCAAAAUUCAAGAAAUGUCAUCAACAUCUUCAAGCAACGAACCCCCCUCACCCACAAACUCCACCGGAUUAAAUGGACAGAAUGGACCCGUAACGUUUUUUGUGCCGGCAAAUCAAAGAAACACUUCAAAAAUAUCGGCGGCUACACAUGCUGCGACAAUGAUGGUUAACAGCCUCCCAGCAGGCUUAGCAGCUCCUCAACAAAUCCCCCAAACUUCAACACAUGCAAUUGUUGCCGCGGUUAUUAACCCUGCUGGGCAGGGAAUUCUUCCACUUGGAUCGGCUAGUUCUGAACUUUUAUCAGCCUUUGAAUGUCCAGUUUGUUUAGAUUAUAUGCUACCUCCAUAUUUACAAUGCCAGGCAGGCCAUUUAGUUUGUGGAAAUUGUCGUCCAAAAGUCUCGGCGUGCCCUACUUGUAGAGGCCCAGUCCCGCACAUUAGAAAUUUGGGAAUGGAAAAAAUUGCAACAAAUCUUCAAUUUCCUUGUAAAUUUGCACAUUCUGGUUGUAAUCAAUUCUUUUUCCAUCAAGAAAAAGUUGAACAUGAAGAAAUUUGUGAAUUUCGUCCAUAUCAAUGCCCAUGCCCUGGUGCUUCUUGUAAAUGGCAGGGAGGAUUGAACGAUGUUAUGGGACAUUUAAUGAAAUUGCAUAAAUCUAUUACUACACUUCAAGGAGAGGAUAUUGUUUUUCUUGCAACUGAUAUUAAUUUGCCUGGAGCUGUUGACUGGGUUAUGAUGCAGUCUUGUUACAAUGCCUAUUUUAUGUUAGUUUUGGAAAAGCAGGACAAACAAGAACAAGGAGGAACAAGUUAUCAAAUGUUUUAUGCUGUAGUACAAUUAAUUGGAACUAAAAAAGAAGCUGAAAAUUUUGUUUACAAGUUAGAACUUUCAAAUAAUAGAAGGCGUUUAUUUUGGGAGGCCAGUCCAAGAAGUAUUCAUGAAGGAGUUGCAGCAGCUAUUGCCCAAUCAGAUUGUUUAGCUUUUGAUACAAGCCAUGCAAAUUUUUUUGCAGAAAAUGGAAAUUUGGGAAUUAAUGUUUGUUUCCUCUUUUUAUAUUUUUAUGGGCUGUCCUACAAUUAG
Messenger RNA from Meloidogyne enterolobii, 1378 nucleotides. Lineage: Eukaryota; Metazoa; Nematoda; Chromadorea; Rhabditida; Meloidogynidae. The record is from the annotation of a GenBank genome assembly.